AAGGAAUAGCAUGGAGUUAGGAGAGUUAAGAAUCAGGAGUAGGAAGGAUUAGAAUGACAAGUCUCUGAUUCCAAAUUAAAAAAUAAAAUCAUGAAAAAAAAAUACUACACAUCACUUACAAUCUUACAAUCCAUUUGUUUGAGCAAUAGAACUCAAAACAAAAACACAUUAAUUACUUUUGUCCACCGUAAUAAAGAAAGAACAAAAGUUCAUACUUUAUUUAGAAAGACAAACUAGCCAAUAAUUAAAAAUAAGAAAACAAAAACAAAUGGAGAAGAAGGUUGUUAUUAAUGGGCACAUAUGGGUAUGACUGUUGGGCAGAGAUGGCGACGGUUGUUGCAUGAUGACGAUGGUGAAGGCGACGAUUGUUGUGCUAUGGCGCAACAAGGUGAUGACUUGAGGAAGAAGGGAUGAUCGUGAGAAACUUAUUCAUCGAAGUUGUUCUUCUUCAUGUAUAUUUUGUGUUAUUUUAUUAAAUUUUAAGGUUAAAUUUUUGUUGGAUACUGGAGAAAAAAACUCGAUAAAGAGAAGCUUCAAAUUUGAAUUAGGAUGAAUAUCUUCAUCUUCCAUGUUGGAGUCGGCGGUGGAUGUGCUUGAGGAGAAAAUAGUUUUUUUUUUUUUAAGUUCUUUUUAUCUUUUAAAAUUAUUUAAGUAAUGAAUAUUUUAUUUUUUGUUAUUAGAUUUUUUUAUUUUUUAAAAUUAUAAAAUAAUGAAUAUUAUAUAUUUUUAUUAUUAUAUGUGCGCGGGAUACUCACGCAUGAACUAAAGCACUUAUUAGAGGGGUUGAUGACAUUUUUUGCAAGUAUACAGGGCAAUUGGGCCAAGAAAUUAAUUUUGAAGGGAUUUGGACAUAACUAACAAGUUCAGGGGCUAAUUUGCUACUUAAGCCCAAACUAGACACAAAUUCUAUUCUCAUUUCAUCCCAAACUCCCAUCAACCCUCUCAUCUCAAGCCUCCACCAGUUCGCCACCCUCACAAACCCUCAAUGCCGUCGUCAGCCUUGCUGUCUUUCCGUCGCUGUUGCUGACGUCGCCGCUGAUGCCAUUUCCGUCGCCCUUGCUGCAGCCGUCGUAGCCCUAGCUGCAGUCGCCUCCACCCUUGCUGCCGUCGCUGUCGCUGCUGCCCUCUUCUCAGCCGUCUGCUCCAGCCUUUGAAGUUUGUUUGAACAGGGAUUUGAAGUUGGAAUCUAUACUAGGUGAAAAUUUACAUGAUUAAUACUCUAUUAUCAGAUUGCUAGUGUAGUUCCUCUCACUUAUGCUCAAGUAGUGGAACAGGAAUUCAACUUGCUUCUGAAAUUAAAUAUGAAAAUUGACAUGUUUUCCUAUCGGUCCUAUUAUCUUUUCCUUUUCUUGUGAAAUCAGAUCUGUGCGUAAAUGAAUGGGUCAAUUAUUAAUAAGAUAAUAAUGUGUGUACAUUAUGGACUGGUUCAAGAGCUGUAUUUAUGACCUUUUUAUUGCUGUUGGUUUCAUGUCUUAUUCUUGCUUACGAACAAGAAAAAAGUGUUUAGUAGUUCUAUUAUUUCUUGGCAGAUACGAAAACAUGGUCCUUAGAAAUCAUAUUUCAUAGCAGAAUCAGUAAAUGGAUUUUUAAUUUUUAGAUCAUAUUAUGAGAGUUUUUCUUUUCUUUCAACUAAAUCAAAAAAUAUUUAAACUGAUUUUACUAUCAUAUGCAAAUGAUAAAAAUAUUAUUUUUAUUAAAAAGUUAAGAUUUUUCAUUUGAACAAAUAUAUUGGUUGAUCUUUUGGAAUUUAGUUUUGGUUAAGAAAGAGUACACAAAUUAUUUACUAAAAGAAAAGAAUAUUAAGAAGAAAAAGGGUUGUUAGAAUAUGCUGAUCUUUCUAAUUUCCAAGCUGAUUUGUCUAUUUCAUCUAAUGAUUCGAGUAUUAAUUUGUGCGGAAGAUUGGCUUCGUGCUUUUUAUGGUUUCAAGAGGAAAGCAAAAGUGAGUAUAUUAAUACUUUAUACACUUAAAGUCGAAUAUAUGAUUUUCAUACAGUCAUAUUUCUUACUGACUUUUUAAAUUUUCUAUGUGCAUUUAAAAGGUCAAGCCAGAUAUUCAAGAGUUUUCACUAACUGAAAAGCUUUGUUAAUACAUAAACAAAUUUGAUGAAUAUUAAGUGCAGAGGCGAAUUUGCCAUGGAGAACUCUGAUGAGGAGAAAGAUGGAGGUUUUGGGAAUUAUAUGCCUAAAGAACUAAGUAUGAGUGUAGCUAAUGGUACCAAAUUUGUAGAUGAAGUACUAGCUGGUCAAAGUGACCGUUGUUUGGAAAAUUUCCGCAUGGAUAAGCAGGUAUUCUACAAGUUAUGUGACAUUUUGCAAGCCAAGGGCCUGCUACGCCAUACAAAUAGAAUCAAGAUUGAGGAGCAAUUAGCCAUCUUCCUAUUCAUUGUUGGGCAUAAUCUGCGUACAAGAGCUGUCCAAGAGUUAUUCCGGUAUUCAGGAGAAACGAUAAGUCGUCAUUUCAACAAUGUUUUGAAUGCUAUUAUGGCAAUUUCAUUAGAUUUCUUUCACCCUCCAGGAUCUGAUGUUCCAUCAGAAAUCUUGGGAGAUCCUAGAUUUUAUCCUUAUUUUAAGGAUUGUGUGGGAGCAGUUGAUGGCAUACACAUACCUGUUAUGGUUGGUGUGGAUGAACAAGGGCCCUUUCGCGACAAGAAUGGAUUACUUUCUCAAAAUGUUUUGGCAGCUUGCUCAUUUGAUCUCAAGUUUCAUUAUGUUCUAGCUGGCUGGGAAGGCUCAGCAUCAGAUUUGCGAGUUCUAAACUCAGCUCUUAAAAGGCGUAACAAGUUGAUGGUCCCUGAAGAUAAGUACUAUGUUGUUGACAGCAAAUAUGCAAAUUUGCCAGGCUUUAUAGCCCCAUAUAAUGGGAUUCCUCAUCGAUCAGAUGAAUAUUCCAGUGCUUAUCAUCCUCAAGAUCCCAGAGAACUAUUCAAUCAAAGGCACUCACUAUUGAGAAAUGCCACUGACCGUAUCUUUGGGGCUCUGAAGGCACGAUUUCCUAUAUUGAUGUCAGCUCCACCCUAUCCUUUACAGACACAGGUUAAGUUGGUUGUAGCAGCAUGCGCAAUACACAAUUAUAUUCGUAGGGAGAAACCAGAUGAUUUAAUUUUUAGAAUGUAUGAACAUGAUAGUAUAUUACAAAUGGAAGAGUCAUUGCCCCCACUAGAGAUGGAACAGCCAAUGAUGCAGGUAGAGGAACAGGCUCUGGACAUCGGUUUUGACACAGAACAGCUUGAAUUUAGUUCACAGUUGCGAGACUCUAUUGCCAGCAGUUUGUGGGAUGACUAUAUUCGUGAUCUGUCAGCUAUGUAAAUGGAUUCUUUUGAGGUUUUAGUUUCAGGAUAGUGUUGGAAUUCUUUUCAAGAUGGGCUUGUAAAGAAAAAGGCUUUUACUUCUCGGUGUACAUUGGCAUUUUGUCUAUAACGAUAUGAAAUAUAUUGGUAGAUAUAAUUUUACCAGUGCUUGCUAUGUAAAAAUGUUUGCAAGCUUGGCAGGCCUGAA
Ricinus communis (castor bean) is the source of this 3495-nucleotide messenger RNA. RefSeq lists its product as uncharacterized. Bases 2104 to 3306 code for a protein of 400 amino acids. The transcript is spliced from 4 exons. Lineage: Eukaryota; Viridiplantae; Streptophyta; Magnoliopsida; Malpighiales; Euphorbiaceae. The record is from RefSeq and is a predicted model, not a curated record.